Molecule: messenger RNA, 1337 nt
Organism: Alternaria alternata
Lineage: Eukaryota; Fungi; Ascomycota; Dothideomycetes; Pleosporales; Pleosporaceae
Exons: 1
Coding region: 222-1007 (261 amino acids)
Source: RefSeq, a predicted model, not a curated record
GGGAGUGCUGACAUGCUGUUCAUUGUCUAUGCGCCCAAGCUGUCAUUUGAUCCUGCGUCUAGGCUACAUCCGUAAUCCUGGACAUAGCGAACAACCCUAAGCUGACAUAGUAUAGCCGCAGUUCGCUUGUCACCCACAGAAUACGAAUCGUGUAAUGUGUCAGAUGAUAGAACUGCUGAAGCAGGAAGCUUGUAGUCAUCGUGGCUUCGGAUACCGGCAACAUGAUAUUGAAAGGAUCCAUGGGACGUGUUGGCAACCGGAGCAACAGAUCAUAUAGUCCCUAUGAUGCUGCUUCUUGGUCUCUGGCCAGUGUGCCUUGCAAUAUGCAUCUCUCCGUCCUGACUACUUUGUGUGCAUUUAUUCUAGUGGCGUCGGCACAGGACUCUCCUUUGACGACUCCCACUCUCCUGCCCUUCUACAUUCCAUUUCCCCUCGCUUCUUCUGGCGAUUACAUUACAUCCUACACCAACGACAAAUUCUGGAAACAUGAAUACCGCAACUACCACGUUUCAGUCAUUUCCGCUCGUGGCGACUACGUGUAUUAUGUCAUCGAUUGUCGACCUAAUUUAGAUCAUCCGUCUUGCACGGAACCUUGGGCUUGUCCACAGUCAGUGGUCUGCGCCGAAGAAAUUGUUGAAGCGGGUAGAAUGACUGCCACGCAAAAAGGAUUAGGGAGGCUUGAUUUCUCGUUCCGCUGGGACGAAUGCAGCAAGACCACCGUUGGACAGUCGAGUCAGACUUGUGCGCGAUACGAGUAUCGAUGCAGCAGCAGUACCGCUGUUGAUCAGACUACGCGGCCUUGCGCUAAGUAUGAGAACAUGAGGUGGACCUGGGACGAGGUUCAGGAUGGGACUAGUUAUCUGGAGAUGUCGAGCUUAGGGCAUUUGAGCAGUGCGGCCAAGAUGCUUGUCACAAUUGGUUACGGAGGGGCCGACAAAGUGCCAGCCAUAAGUAGGCAUUCUCUCUGGGUGACUCGAUGCUUAGACGUCAUAUUGGCCAAUCGCUAACGCACAUACCACAGUGUUGAUCAGUAUGCUGAAUGAAGCGGAAGCGAUGAUAAGCGGGACAUUGACGGCCAGUUCAACGGCGCAUGGUGAUGCAGCGCCCAAAGCUACAGGCCGUGUAGGGAGAGAGGCUCUGUUCGGUGCGGCAGGAGCGCUGGGUGCAGCCGUCUUUGGAUUGUAAGUAUGCUGGGUUACAGAUUGAUGAGAAAGAAGGUUUCAAAAGAAAGGUGUGGAGAAAUGGUUGAACGGAGCCAUGGGAGCAAUUGUGACAGGAAUGUGAAAGGUCGCGUGGCCCACGUCAUUGGCGGGUCAGGCUCGCAAUAGAAAGACUAG